AUGGCUUCAGUCGUCUUCCCGGCUAUUGGGACUGGGAAUCUUGGUUUUCCUAAAGAUCUGGUGGCCAGAAUCAUGCUGACAGAAGUCCAGGGACUUAAGCCUACAAAUCUUCGAGAGGUAACCGUGAUUGUACACCCUUCUGACAAGGAGAGUGUAGAGUGCUUUAUCAGCAUCUUUAGACAUGGGAUUCAGGGUCAAACACAUCGACAUGACCUGCCUAAAAAUACAAUUUCUGGUAAAUCAGCUCAGAGAUCUGAUAGUGACAAGAGAAAUUCAAGCAGAAAAUUCUAUAGAUUUUCCAUACAUUUUUUAUGUUUUUCUUUAGAGUUUGGUUGCAAAGUCUUCUCUCCCUCUCUUGGGGUCCAUGUUAUGCAGCUGGAUCAGGUGACUCUGAUGGUUUCAUCAGGAGACAUAACUAAAGAAAAAACUGAUGCCAUUGUCAACUCCUCAAAUCAGACAUUUUCACUGAAAGCAGGAGUAUCCAAGGCCAUUUUAGAUGCUGCUGGAGUACAAGUGGAAAAAGAAUGUUCACAGAUUGUGAGAUCAUCAAACAGGCGGCUAACAGAGAUUGUGACUUCAGCCGGGCGACUUCCAUGUAGAAACAUCAUCCAUGUUAUUGGACGCAACAGUCCAUCUGAAAUUAAGGAUGUUGUUUUUUCUGUUCUGAAGAUAUGUGAGGCACGCCAAAUUACUUCUGUUGCCUUCCCAGCUCUUGGCACUGGUCAAGGAUGUCAAAAUCCAGCUAAUAUUGCAGAUGCAAUGGUUGUUGCAGUUGCUGAAUUUGUGAAGAAAAAGAAACCAGUGCAUGUAAAAUUUUUGAAGUUUCUUAUAUUCCAGACGAAUAUGGUGGAAGACUUUCACCAAAGCAUGAUCAGACAAUCUGAAUCUCCCAGAAAUGAAGAGUUUGUGAUGGUGGUAGAAGAUAUUGAGCCAGCUGUGUUUCAUCUCUGUGGUGAGACACCAAAGGACCUAAGUGAAGCCAGAGACAUGAUCAACAGCAUGAUUAUUGAAAACAAUGCUGAAGACACCUACUGGUCAAGACAGCGUAAAUACAACAAUUCAAGCCAAUAAUGGCUUGAAUGAAACAACAACAUUAUGUAUUUUUCUUUGCUUUAUGUAACACCAUUAUUUACUGUAGUUGUAAUACCACGUAUUAAAAAAAAAAUCAUUUAAUAGGC
This is a messenger RNA of Carassius auratus (goldfish), 1178 nucleotides long. RefSeq names its product poly [ADP-ribose] polymerase 14-like. Gene Ontology annotation, cellular component: cytoplasm; nucleus. Lineage: Eukaryota; Metazoa; Chordata; Actinopteri; Cypriniformes; Cyprinidae. Bases 1 to 1071 code for a protein of 356 amino acids. Gene Ontology annotation, molecular function: transcription corepressor activity; NAD+ poly-ADP-ribosyltransferase activity. The transcript is spliced from 7 exons. The record is from RefSeq and is a predicted model, not a curated record. Gene Ontology annotation, biological process: negative regulation of gene expression; protein poly-ADP-ribosylation.